Messenger RNA from Anguilla rostrata (American eel), 706 nucleotides. RefSeq names its product fibroblast growth factor 1-like. The record is from RefSeq and is a predicted model, not a curated record. The transcript has 4 exons. Gene Ontology annotation, cellular component: nucleus; cytoplasm. Bases 212 to 706 code for a protein of 164 amino acids. Gene Ontology annotation, molecular function: growth factor activity; fibroblast growth factor receptor binding. Gene Ontology annotation, biological process: positive regulation of epithelial cell proliferation; lung development; positive regulation of transcription by RNA polymerase II. NCBI's taxonomy places the organism in Eukaryota, Metazoa, Chordata, Actinopteri, Anguilliformes, Anguillidae.
GGGAGGAUGGGGCCGUCCCUUGGAGCACCAGGCAGAACCCAGUUUUAUCCAACAAGCCGGUGAAGGUGGUUUGUUUUUUGGUCAGGUACAGGGAACUCACGGUCACGCCAACUCCUCCUACAGUCCUGUGAACUUUGGACAUUCCGCAACACCGCUUCCACGGACGCUGGGAAAACUAUCGGAUACGCCGGCCCGAGAAACACCGUUCAGGAUGAAUGAAGGGGAGAUGACGCUCGGGCCGGAACACAUCGGCUUCUACCUGCCGGAGUACAAGACGCUCGCGAGGUUGUACUGCUUGAACGGCGGAUACCAUCUCCGAAUACGGCCGGACGGGACCGUGGAUGGAGAACGGGAGGAGGCCGACGUGUACACCGUGCUGAAGACGACGGCGGUGAGCGUCGGGGUGGUGGUCAUCGAGGGCGUGGAGGCGGGGCGCUACCUGGCCAUGGACAAAGAGGGUCAGCUGUACGGAUCGAAAACAGUGAACGAGGAAUGCCGCUUCCAGGAGAAGAUCGAGGAGAACAACUACAACACGUACCGGUCCCAGGGGUCCGGAGAGGGGCGCUGGUACCUGGGCCUCAAAAAGAGCGGACAGCCCAAGAGGGGGACGAGGACGCGCCUCGGGCAGAAGGGCGUCUACUUCCUGCCCCGACAGGCAGGCGGGGCGGGAGGGGAGGGGGAAGGGGACCGAGCGAAUGCCAAAUGA